This is a messenger RNA of Phycodurus eques (leafy seadragon), 3445 nucleotides long. It is a transcript of the gene rbm10, whose product is annotated as RNA binding motif protein 10. Gene Ontology annotation, biological process: mRNA splicing, via spliceosome. The transcript is spliced from 23 exons. Gene Ontology annotation, molecular function: RNA binding. Bases 174 to 2924 code for a protein of 916 amino acids. Lineage: Eukaryota; Metazoa; Chordata; Actinopteri; Syngnathiformes; Syngnathidae. The record is from RefSeq and is a predicted model, not a curated record. Gene Ontology annotation, cellular component: nucleus.
GCUCCGUCCCAGUGAAAUGUUACCUCACUGUGGCCAUUUUCUAGCAUUCGCUCGGAAUAGAAACAUACAGUUUGUUGGUGCGGCGGUGUGUUAAUUUGGCAAGAGUCUGCUGAGUGAAAAGUUGCUUAUUCAUGCUGGUGAAGAAAGAAAGCGACUAGCGUCAGUGGAUCGGUAUGGAUACUGAGCGCAGCAGGGGUGGGCGAGGUGAUCGCAUGGGCCGAUAUGGCAACACCAACAAUGACCACAAUUUUCGGGACAUGGACUACCGUGGUUUUGGCCAAGAAGACGAAGAAACGGAAGCGGAAUAUGAUGUCCGAAUAGAGGAGGACAGCCCCUAUGUCCACAAUGAAACAUCUCUGUGCGCCUCUAAACUUUUACCAGGUCACCUACAAGAUCAAUGUGAGUUUCAUCAGAGAGGAGAUGGUAGUAGUGAGGCCAAAGCGCUCCUGUGGCCUCCUAGCUCUCAGUCCUCAACUGAUGUGUUUGACGAGGAGAGAUCCAAGAGAGAUUUUGAACGGCUACGGACUGGGUCAGAGGGAAGGGCAAAGGGGAAACACGGCAGAAGCUUUGCUGAGACCUCGACCCUACGUUUAAGUAGUGGGGAAGGAAAUUGGGGUCGCCGAGGUGGUACCUGUAUUGAACAGAUGGAGCACAACUUUGACCGGCACAGAGAGGAUGGCAGAUUUUCUCAUGGAGCAGGAAGGAGAAAGGUGUUUCCCACUGAGCCCGAGGACCAUGGCCGUUGUAGUUCUGAGACAGACCUGUCUCAUGAGGAUUCGGAGCAAAGGGACCAGGAUUACCGUGCUGAUCUGGACUACAAUCAGAGGCCCAGCAACAUAGUCAUGCUUCGCAUGCUGCCACCCAACGCCACUGCCAAUGAGAUCUGGGCAACACUUCAAGAGCAGGGGAUCCAGCCAAAAGAGGUUCGGCUCAUGAGGAACAAAGCCUCAGGUCAGAGCCGAGGAUUCGCCUUCGUCGAGUUUAAUCUCAUACAGGAGGCCACCCGCUGGAUGGAGACCAACCAGGGCGUGCUAAUGAUUCUGGGACAUCGAGUGUCGAUGCACUACAGCAACCCUAAACCACGAGCCAAUGAGGACUGGCUUUGCAACAAGUGUGGAGUGCAAAACUUUAAAAGGCGGGAAAGGUGCUUCAAGUGCAGUGCACCUAAAUCAGAAGCUGAGCUGAAGUUGCCCGAGUUGCAAAAAGAUGCAUCUUUUGGUCUUCAAAAGGAGGGAGCCCAAGGCUUGCUGCCGCUUCCAGCACCGUUACAUUCCUCUGUUUCUGCCGUCCAUUCAGGCCAAGUUACACAACAGGCAGAUGUUGCCAAUGACACGCUGAUCCUCAGAAACCUUGGACCGCAUACGUCAGUGGAAGCCAUUGUGUCUUCUUUGGCCUCAUUUGCCACCCUGUCACCUUCCAACAUUCGCCUCAUCAAGGACAAGCACACGCAUCUCAACAGGGGCUUUGCUUUUCUGCAGCUCUCCACCAUAGUGGAGGCAUCUCAGCUGCUGCAGAUCUUACAGGCUCUCAAGCAGCCGCUUUCUGUUGAUGGAAAGGUGAUUGUGGUGGAGUUUGCCAAGGGUUCCAAGCGUGACGUGUUUUUGACAGAUGGCAGUCGAGUGAGUGCUGCUACGGUGGCCAGCACUGCUAUUGCUGCAGCACAGUGGGCUGUAACACAGACUGCACAAAAUGGUUCAAGUGGAGGCCAGAGUACUGAGUAUAGAGAGAUGUAUCAGCAGGGAGCAGCGAUGGCAUACAUCCAGGAGGGGAACGGUUACUCUUUGCCGGAUGGCCAACAUUUUCAAGUCCAGACAGAGUCCAGGGUUGCUCCUUUGCCCAGUGCAGGAGCACCCCUGAAGGGGACUUACCCAGCAGCAACUACCCCAGCUGCAGCGAUUCCAAGUGAAACAUUGGCAUCCGGGACAGGUGUGGUGCAGCAGCCUCCAACUAUGGCUUCUGCCACCCAGGUUGAGAUAAUUGGAAAACCACAGCCAGCUGCUUCCAGCCAGCCUGCAACACCGGGCACUGCGCAUGAGCUCCAGCAAUAUCCUGUGCCAGAUGUAACCACAUACCAAUAUGAUGAAGGUUCAGGCUACUAUUACGACCCGCUGACAGGACUCUAUUAUGACCCAAACUCCCAGUACUAUUACAACACUCACACUCAGCAGUUCAUGUACUGGGAGGGAGACAAGCACACAUACAUUCCGGCAGCUUCUGGACAGUCAAGUACAGAAGGUGCUCCCGCUGGUGAUUGUGCAGCCCCCGCAGACUCAAUGUUUGCUAAUCUUGGGAGCAAGGAGAAGAAAGAUAAGCCCAAAAGUAAAACAGCUCAACAGAUUGCCAAAGAUAUGGAGCGCUGGGCCAAGACACUCAAUAGACACAAGGAGAACAUGCGCUCUGUCUCCUCUUCCCCUGCGGCCGGUUCCACAGAUCGCAGAGAAUCUGCCAGUGCAGACGCAGGUUAUGCUGUUCUGGAGAAAAAGGGGGCGCUUUUAGAACGGCCUCAAAUGUUUCUGGACCACCUCAGACAAACAGAAUCGCCCCCUCCGCAGCACCUGGGUCUCGUUCCGGCCUACAGCGGAGAAAGUGACAGCGAAGAAGAAGGCGGUGAGAAAGAUGAGAAGGAAGGGAGGAUGACGGACUGGGUGAAACUGGCCUGUCUGCUGUGUAGGAGGCAAUUUCCUAGCAAAGAGGCUCUUAUUCGGCACCAGCAGCUCUCUGAACUGCAUAAGCAAAAUCUAGAGCAAAGAAGAAUGCAGGAAGAUGCUGGAAAAGAGAGCCGAACGGCUGGACUUCAAGCUCCCGAUUCCAAGAAGAGGAAGUUAAGUGCCAUGGAUGGGAUCACAGGCUCUAGUCUUGGUGCCAGAAUGCUUCAAGGCGGUGUGAAAAAGGGACUUUUGUUGCGCAGUGUGCAAAUGGAGUGAGCUGUGACGCUGCAACGUCGACUUGUCCCUGGCAGGACGAAGACAAACACCACGCUGUACUUCACUAAAAAUAUCACCUGUCCAUAAGACGUUCUCACUUUUUUGGCUGAUCUCACAUUUGCCUCUUUUAACUGAUCCAGAAGUGGAUGCCGGAAUAUUGCACAGAAUGCAUCAUUUUGUUUUUCUUUCUUCUCUGAAGAUGCCAAGUCCUCUCAAACGCAGUAAAUAACAUUUUCAAAUAACAGUCUAUGCACCAUGUUUUUUGUUUGUUUGUUUAAUUUAAUGCUUUAUGCCUUGUCAUUCAGUGAAUGACUGCUAAUAGUACUGUGUACAAUACUAAUCGUGUGUAGAUUAUUUUUACCACAGAGAUGAACUCAUGUGGAUGAACUGUGUUAUUUUACAGGUAUGAAUCAAAAUUAUUUAGUUGUUUUUCUCAAGAAGGCUUUUUUGUGUGCGUGUGUUCUACAUGACUGUUAGAAUGAAACAAUGUAUAGGAUUGUAAAUGAACUUUUUGUUUUCUU